Spinacia oleracea (spinach) is the source of this 1062-nucleotide messenger RNA. RefSeq lists its product as uncharacterized. Bases 1 to 1062 code for a protein of 353 amino acids. The record is from RefSeq and is a predicted model, not a curated record. Lineage: Eukaryota; Viridiplantae; Streptophyta; Magnoliopsida; Caryophyllales; Amaranthaceae. The transcript is spliced from 3 exons.
AUGGAGAAAGAAUUAGAAGUCGAUGAUGAGGAUCAUGAGGGCUUCUUUUGUUGUCAAUCAGAUAAUUCUAUGUUCAUUUUUCGUUGUGACAAAUUCAUUGUUUAUCUUCUUCUUUAUGUCGAUGAUAUCAUUGUUACGGGCAACUCGACUCCUUUGAUCACCAAAUUCAUAUCCCUUUUGCCUGCCGAGUUUGCUAUGAAAGAUUUAGGUGGAGUGCAGGCGAUACGUACUUCCAAAGGUUUAUUUUUGUGUCAGAAAAAGUAUGUCCAUGAUUUACUUCUAAAAUUCCAUCUGCACACUGCUAAACCUGUGCGUACCCCUCUUCCUAGUCGUACCACACUUUCUAUUACAGAUGGUGAUUUAUCAUCCGAUCCUACUGAGUAUCGCAGUAUGGUUGGAGCUUUACAGUACUUGAUUAUGACAAGACCUGGUAUUACAUAUGCUGUGCAUUUAGUUUUCCAAUUUAUGCAUGCACCCCGCACAUCUCACAUGUUGGUUGUUAAGCGUAUAUACAGGUACUUGCAGGGUACUGUGGACUACGGUUUAUGCCUUCGCCCCGGCCCAGACAUGUCAAUCAUGAUUGCCUACUCAGAUGCGGAUUGGGCAGGUUGUCCAGAUAGUUGUCGUUCCACCACUGGUUAUGCAAUUUUUCUUGGUGGCAACCUCAUUUUCUGGCGCUCGAAGAAGCAACCCACUGUCUCCAAAUCUUCCACAGAAGCAAAGUACCGCGUUGUUGCAUACACGGUACAGGAUACUCUCUGGAUUCGUUCCUUGUUAGCUGAGUUGAGAAUAGUCAUCCGCGCACCCGUAAAGCUCUUUUGUGAUAAUGUUUCUGCAUCCUAUCUUGCGGUCAAUCCGGUUCAACAUGAUCGUAGCAAACAUAUCAAAAUAGAUUAUCAUUUCGUUCGGGAGCGUGUUGCUCAUGGUGAUUUAGUUGUUCGUUAUGUCCCUGAUGAGUUACAAAUUGUUGACAUUUUUACGAAAGGUUUGUCGGAUCAGCGUUUUGUGUUUUUAAGGUCCAAUCUGCACGUGGUUCCCCCUGCACAGAUUGAGGGAGUGUAA